AUGUCUAAUAAUUCUUCGCCGAGUACUCCGAUGUAUGAAGGAGAUGAGUUUAAUCGACGUCUGGCGGGAAUACCUAUGGAAGGUAGUCAAAAUACAGAUCACCAGUCUCCAGUUGUCAUUGAAGCCAACGUGCAUGACAUUUUCAUGUAUGGUGAGAUGACUCAAUCCGGAGAUAGUGGUUACUCCACUGACCAGAACACGCAGAGGGAGAAUAGGGUACGAUCUUUGUCACCGGUUCAACCUGUUUUUCUGGAGGAAGCUUCGCCCGAUAUGUUCCCGCCAACAACUCCGAGGGCCUACGCACUGAGGGUGAGAAACGAUCUCUUCCCGGACUUAGUUUCUCAGCCCAUGGUACCCCCGGAAUAUAACUUGUUAAUUGUCGGGGAAAUUUUGAACACGUCGCGGCAUUCUGGAGGGCAAUCACCAGAAAUGGAUUGGAGAGAUGACGGAAAUGAUGAGAUGAUCUGUCAUAUGGAAGCAUAUGAAGAAGAUGAAGAGCUGAACCGGUGCAUGGAUUUAUAUGAAGGGGGGGAGUAA
Macrosiphum euphorbiae (potato aphid) is the source of this 537-nucleotide messenger RNA. The record is from the annotation of a GenBank genome assembly. NCBI's taxonomy places the organism in Eukaryota, Metazoa, Arthropoda, Insecta, Hemiptera, Aphididae.